Molecule: messenger RNA, 1053 nt
Organism: Penicillium oxalicum
Lineage: Eukaryota; Fungi; Ascomycota; Eurotiomycetes; Eurotiales; Aspergillaceae
Exons: 1
Coding region: 1-1053 (350 amino acids)
Source: RefSeq, a predicted model, not a curated record
AUGACAUCCAUUGACCCCAUUGGAGCAUUCUCUCACCUACAAAACAACCUGCCAGACUGGAUUUCUCGUGUCUCGAAACUGGCAGCCCACGCCUCAACCAAGCAUGCCGAGUAUAGUGCAGCAUAUCGACGCCAUGCAACUCAUAGAGCUCGCCGCCGAAAGAACAGUUCCAUCUGCUCUAUUCACACCACCGACGUCGAGCCAACUGCCCAACGCUCCUCUUCCACGAGAGGAACAAAUGUUACGGCGACGACCGCCGACAAUGAAACUCAUACGCCGUUGCAGACCGCUGGACGGAAGCGCAGUGCGGACGAGACAUCCUCAAUUGAUUCCGAUGCACGGUACGACUUGGUGAGCACCCGGCACAAUGCCAUCAUUGAGUAUGAUGGUCAUAUACAAAAAUCUCUCGAGGAGAUUGUGCGUGAUAUUGGGAUUGCUCGAAACCACAUGCGAAGAGCGAAAAUGUCCAUGGUGACGCGGGGGGCUUCUCGAUCCGGUUUCCGACACCAGACCUCUCUUGGGACUGGUCAGCCGGGUGAAAAUGCAGGCUCAUUGUCAUCGCUUUCUUUUGUGCGUAGCACGCGGGCCGGUAGUGGGCUGCUAUCUAUGAAUGGUUCCUCUGGUAUGGCCAAAGAAUCCUCGUUCGAUUUUGCCGAGAAGCAGUUGGAGCUUGCCCAUAGCCUGUGUGAGACGGCUGCGUACCAGGUCCUCCGAUCGGGUGACUGCGGUACAGAGCUUGACGGGGUUGAAGAAAAAUUCACAAUACUGCAGGAAAUGGCCGAAAGAGAGGUGAAGCGCCUCGAGGAGGAGAAAAAGCAACAGCAACAAGACGAAGAAGCCAACGCACAGUUGAAGCUACCAUCGGGAGCACUCGAAGAAGAUGCGCCGAUCAAACCGCUGACCCCGACCGCUGCACGGAUGGCUCGGUUGGCUGCCAUUGCUGCCAGGCCCGUCACGACUGCUCCUGACACCAUUGAGGUCGACGACGCCUCGUCCAUUUCCGUGGAAUCUAUUGAUCUGUCCGCGUUCCGAGCCUCGCGGAUUCGAAUUUGA